AUGGCAGCAGUGGGGGGCCCCCAGGGGGGCCCCCUGGGGGCCCCCCUGGGGGCCCCCAUGGGGGCCCCCUUGGGGGCCCCCAUGGGGACCCCCAUGGGGGCCCCCAUGGGGGGCCUCUCGGGGGGCCCCAUGGGGGGCAUGGACUUAGCACAGGGUACUGGGGGGGCCCCCGGGGGCCCCUCGGAGUUCUCUGGAAGAGAUUUGAAGCAGCUUGUUGAGGCUUUAGGCAGCGGAGUGCCAGAGUCGGAGCUGCAGGCCACGCAGGUCUUCCGCCGCGCCCUCAGCAUAGAGAACAGCCCGCCCAUCCAAGCUGUCAUUGACGCGGGCGCCGUGCCUCACUUUGUCCGCUUCCUCGCCAUGGAGGGCCGCGAGCAGCUCCAGUUCGAAGCCGCGUGGGCCUUGACAAAUAUAGCCUCGGGCACUCAGGAGCAAACCCGCGUCGUGGUGGACUGCGGGGCAGUGCCCUGCUUCGUGCAGCUGCUGAGGUCCCCCAAAGAAGAAGUUCGGGAACAGGCGGUUUGGGCUUUGGGGAACAUAGCGGGGGACUCCCCCAGCUGCCGCGACUUGGUCCUCGACAGCGACGCCCUGCAGCCGCUGCUGGAGCAGCUUAAUACUCCCGGCUCGAAAUUGGCGAUGCUGAGGAAUGCCACGUGGACACUGUCGAACUUUUGCCGGGGCAAACCCGCACCCGCUUUUGAAAAAGUUUCUCCAGCGCUGCCGACUUUGGCGGCUUUGAUUUAUUCAGAUGAUGCGGAAGUUCUUACUGACGCCUGCUGGGCCGUUUCUUAUCUUUCCGACGGCCCCAACGAGCGCAUAGAGGCGGUGCUGCAGGCGGGGGUUUGCAGCCGUCUUGUCGAUCUCCUAAACCACCCCUCUUCUCUCGUGCAAACCCCCGCGCUGCGCGCUGUGGGCAACAUAGUCACCGGAGAUGACAGACAAACCCAAGUUGUGCUCACUUGUGGGGCCCUUCCCAAACUCCUCGCGCUGCUGUCUUCCAACAGAAAGACAGUCCAGAAAGAAGCUUGCUGGACCAUCUCCAACAUCACUGCAGGAAGUCGAGAACAAGUGCAAGAAGUGCUGGACAGCGGCGCCGUGCCCGCGCUGCUGCACGUUUUGGAGACAGCCGAAUUCGACACAAAAAAAGAAGCAGCUUGGGCCAUCAGCAACGCCAUCAGCGGGGGCACUGACGCGCAGGGAGUAGGGUGUAGGGCUUGGGCCAUCAGCAACGCCAUCAGCGGGGGCACUGACGCGCAGGGAGUAGGGUGUAGGGCUUGGGCCAUCAGCAACGCCAUCAGCGGGGGCACUGACGCGCAGCUGCAGCAGCCACAACCACAGGAGCAGCAGCAGCCGCAGCAGCAGCAACAGCAGCAGCAGCAAAUGAGCCUACUCGCGCUGCAGCAGCAAACGAGCUCCGCCCUAGGCCUGUCGGUAGGAGCAGCUCAAAGUGCGGGGCAAGGAGUGCUGCAGCAACAGCAAAUGUGGCAGCAGCAGCAGCAGCAACAGCAGCAGGACAAGUGGCACUCUGCGCCGCAGCACGAGAGUCUUGCUGCUGCUGCAGCUGCUGCUGUCGCUGCUGCGUCCCCAAUGGCUGCCAUGCUGCCGCACCGCGAGCUGCUUGAUUGGCUGCACGCCGGCAGCGGUGACUGCAGCAGCAGCAGCAGCAACAACAGCAGCAGCAGCAGUGGGUUGCGCAUUCACUGGGGGUCUCUUGAAACACCUCCAACUCUCUUUGUAGCAUCUAAGAAUGCUGCUGCUGCUUUUUGCUGCUACUGCGCCAUCUCUGCUGCCACCUGCGUUGCGUGUGACGGGCGAAUGGGCAGAAGCAGCAACUGCAGCAGCAAAACCAGCAGCAACAGCAGCAGCAGCAGCAGCAGCAGCAGCAGCAGCCUCGGGGAUGAUUUCGCAGCAUCUAUAGGUCGCUACAAGGCAGUGUGGGAAGGCCUAGUUGCUGAAGCAAGCGCAGCAACCGCAGCAGCAGCAGCAACCCCAGCAGCAGCAACCCCAGCAUCAGCAGCAACAGCAGCAGCAGCAGCACACCUUUCUGGUUGCGGGAUUAAGGGCCCCAUAAGAAGGCUCAGGGCUUUGUGGGUUGCGGAGCUGCUGCUGCGACUGACGGGGGAGGAGCUGCAGCAGCAGCAGCAGCAACAGCAGCAGCAGCAGCAGCAACCGAAGUCAACUGCUGCUGCUGCUGCCAUCGCAGCAGCGCUCUCCUCCUUGCUGGUGGACGGCCACGCAGGACAGCAGGCUGCUGCAAAUGCUUGGGAAAGCAGCAAGAAGCGGAAAAUCAGCAGCAGCUGCAGCAGCAACGGCAGAAGCACCAGCACGAGCAGCAGCAACAGCAGCGGCAACAGCAACGCCUGGGGCUGCCAGGAAGCUCCAGAUGCAGCGCUGCUGCAGCUAGAUGCCGACUCUCUGUGCGUCGGGGUGCUGCUGCUGCUGCUGCACUUGGGUGUUGCAAGCAGCAGCAGCAGCAGCAGCUGCAGCUCCGCAGCGCGAGAACCAGAACCAGCAGCUGCAGCUGCUGCUGCUGCUGCUGCUGGCUGCUGCCUGUUUGGGGAGGUGCUAGCCAGGCUUUCUCUCUGCACAGCGGAGCCAAUUGGCUUCUGUUUGCUGCAGCUGCUUGCUGCUGCUGCUGCAGCUGUUUCGCGAAAUGGCUCAGGGCAAGCUGCAGCAGCACUGCCUGAAAGCGCAGCAGCAGCAGCAACAGCAGCAACAGCAGCAGCAGCAGCAAACAGCGUCGAACGGUGCAAUGGCGCGCCUUUCGUUGGAAGUGGGUUAUCUUCAGAGCGGAACUCGAGCAACGGCAGCUGCAGCAACAGAAGCAGCAGCAGCUGCUACAACAGCAGCAAAGCCAGCAGUAGCAGCAGCAGCAGCAGCAGCAGCAGCUUGCAGUUCUCAUCACUUUUUUUGGACCUGGUAUUUGAUUUGUGGCUGGCUUAUGCACGUGCAGCAGCAGCAAAUCCUCUCGCAGGGUGGGCAGUGCAGCAGCAGCAGCAGCCGAAGCAGAAUCAGCAGCAGCAGCAGCAGCAGCAUCGCCUUCUGCAGGCACUGGUUGCUAGGGACAUUGCAGCAGCAAAGCCUCGCAUGCUUGCUGCUGCUGCUGCUGUUCUUCGGUGUGAGGCCGGUAUUGAGAACCCAAACAGCAACAGCAACAGCAACAGCAGCAACAGCAGCAGCUACUUUGCAGAUGACCCUUCCCGUGGGAAGGUUCUUCAUAGCUGCGCCAGAGACCCGAGUACUGGUGCUCCUGCUGCUGCUGCUGCUGCUGCUGCUGCUGCUGCUGCAGGGGGGGGGCGCUGGCUGUCCCUGUUUGAGGUGUACAUACACCCCAGCUUCUCCGGAGCAGCAGAUGCUGCUCAUUUUGCUGCACAGUCUGCUGCGCUGCCGCUUUGGCUUUGCUGCUGCAUCUACAGCAGCAACGAGUUGCUGCAGCUGCUGCUGAGGACAUCUCCUCUACAGGCCCUUCAGUCAGCAGCAGCAGCAGCAGGCCUCUGCAACAGCAGCAGCAGCAGCACAACGAACACAGCUGAGACCGGUCGUCCUUCAGAGCAUCAGCAGCAGCACCAGCAGCAGCAGCAGCAGCAACAGCAGCAGCAGCAACGGCAGCAGCAGCAGCCCCGUGGUGGCUGCUACUUGGGCUGCGUGUCUUGUGUUGCUGGCCUUUCUAGCUGUUGUGCUGCUGCUCGCUGUGUGCUGCCUGUAGUGUCUGUUCUGUCUCCCGCCGCUUCCAUGCCGCAGCAGCAGCAGCAGCAGCAGCAGCAGCAGCCGGGCGUGUUCCUAGAGCUGCCUCCAAAGCGACUGCUGCUGCUGCGCCUUCGCCUUCCACGCGGGGAAUCAGCAGCAGCAGCAACAGCAGCAGCAGCAGCAACAGCAGCAACAGAAGGGCUGCAAUGGCGCGGCUUCGUUCUGGGCUGGCGCCUCCUGGCGCGAGAGCUGCUGCUGCUGCCGAGUGCAGCAGCAGCUGCUGCUGCAGCGAAAGGCAACCCUCUGCUCCAGCCGCCUGCAGCAACGCAUCCCCUUGCGGCCACUCUGGCCUCUGCUGCUGCUGUUGGUUCUGCUGCUGCUGCUGCUGCUACGCCUUGCGACAUGCAACAGCACUGGGGGCCCCCUGGAGCUUCGCACUGCCGCAGCAGCUGCAGCAGCUGCAGCAGCUGCAGCAGCUGGAGCAGCUGCAGCAGCUGCAGCACAGAUGCAAGCAGGGAGUGGCUGGACAUGUGGGGCCCAGUGCAGCAUGGCUUCCAUCCCGUUUUAGACCCCAGCAGCAGCAGCAGCAGCAGCAGCGGUUCUCCUGCUGCGCCUGCGCUGCUGCUGCUCCCGUUGCAGCUGCCACUAGAGACUCCUGCUGCUUGCUGCAGCGGGGGCUGCGCGCCUUCUGCUGCUCUAUUGGGGGCCCUUGGAGAGCUUAGAGACGCAGCUUUGCGGCUGCUGCUGCGACUGCCUGCAGCAGCAGCAGCUGCUGCGGCUGCUGCUGCUGCAGCAGGCAUGCAACGGGAGAUGAUCCCGGGAGCCCAGCAGCAAGUGCUGCAGUGGGCCAUUAGGAACUUGGAGGCCGCCUUCGCCUGCUGCAGUGCAGCAGUGGAGAGGCAGCAGCAGCAGCAGCAACAGCAACAGCAGCUGCUGCUGCUGACAGCAGCGGUGGCUCUUCACGUGCCGCUGCACUGUUUGCUGCCGGCGCUGCUGUUGAGGGGCCCCCACCCUUUGCUGCUGGGGCCCCUUCUUUGGUUCAUUUUGUUGCUGGGCCCCCUGGGGGCCUCGCUGCCGUCGCCGCGCGUGCUGCUUGUGCAGCAGAACAGCAACAGCAGCAGCAGCAGCAGCGCAGCCGAAUGUGCAUGCAGUGCUGCUGCUGCGUCUCCUGUGGGGAGCCUCAUAGACAGCACUUGGGGCCUUUGUCUUCUUUGGUUUGAAAGGGCCCCCUGGCUGCUGCUGCAUGCGCUUCGGUGUCUCAAGAGGAGACAGAGCAGCAGCAGCAGCAGCAGCAGCGGCGGCGGCUUCCGGGCGAAGGAGCAGCAGCAGCAGCAAAGGCAGCAGCAGCAGCAUGUGUUCCCUGCAGCAACAGCCCUUCCAGGGGGCCCCCUGCCGUGGCGCGCUGUGCAGCUCAGUUUUAAUUCUUUUGUAAAGCGCAGCAAAAGUUUAAAUGACUUCAUUCAGUUGCCCCCUAUAUUCGCCUCGAGGGGCCCCCCUGGGGGGCCCCCCUGGGGGGCCCCCCAGGGGGGGUCCCCGCAGAUGGGGGCCCCCCAGAUGGAGGCCCCCAAGGAGGGAGGCCCCCCCUUUGUGCCUUCGGGGGCCCCCAAGGAGGGGGCCCCCCUCUUGCUGCCAUUCUCUUUGGCUGAUGCAUUUGCUCGGCUGCUCGAGGGCAGCUAA
Messenger RNA from Eimeria tenella, 5361 nucleotides. Its product is annotated as importin alpha, putative. Lineage: Eukaryota; Apicomplexa; Conoidasida; Eucoccidiorida; Eimeriidae. The transcript has 15 exons. Gene Ontology annotation, cellular component: nucleus. The coding region runs from base 1 to 5361 and encodes 1786 amino acids. Gene Ontology annotation, biological process: NLS-bearing protein import into nucleus. Gene Ontology annotation, molecular function: protein binding; nuclear import signal receptor activity. The record is from RefSeq and is a predicted model, not a curated record.